UUUACAUACUGAAACCAACGCAACGUUAUCAUUAAAAUUAGCCGAUAACCUUUCUGCAAGAGUGGAACUUGCUGGAGUAGCCAUCUCCAAACAUGCCUUUAGACUAAAUGAUCUAACAACGGAAUUAUUGUGUUAGAUUAUAGCGCCCCUCGUGGCUGCGAGAUUAUACUAUAUAAAACUAAAAUGGAUGAAAAUGGCAUGUGAGGUGUUGUUAAAUUUCAGUGAAAUGUUUAGUUUCUUCAGCCGCCUAGGAUGGGAGGCUGCAUAGGCAUAACAAGGGCAAGAAAUGCCUCAGUCGAUGAUACAUCGGGAAAUUCAACGAGAACUAAUUCAGGAAAUUCAAGAAAAAAUCACCCACUUUGCCAUGAGGUAAUCAGAUGGAAGUCAGACGUACCUUUAACUGAAGGUCAACUAAGAAGUAAAAGAGAUGAGUUUUGGGAUACAGCUCCUGCAUUUGAUGGAAGAAAAGAAAUAUGGGAUGCAUUGAGAGCUGGCGCGACAGCAGCUGAAGCACAAGAUUAUCAAUUGGCACAGGCCAUAUUAGAUGGAGCUAAUAUUUCUGUGCCAAAUGGUUUCUUAACAGAAUGUUAUGAUGAAUUAGGUACACGAUAUCAAGUCCCUAUUUAUUGUUUAUCAUAUCCUAUCAAUAUUGUAAAAGAAGAUAGUGGCAGAGAUUCACCAGCAGAUUGUUCAGAACCAGUUGAUGGAGGAACCGAGCAAACUUUAAAAUUACGACUAUCUACAACUUUAGGGGAUGUAAAAUUACCUGUAUACAGCAAGGAUACUAUUGGUAUAGCCAAAAAGAAAUUACAAAGUCAAGAAGGCCUAGAACCAUCACGACAACGGUGGUUUUUUGGUGGAAAAUUAUUAGGUGAUAAGAUGCAUAUAGAAGAAGCAAAAGUGCAGCCAGGUUAUGUAAUUCAAGUAAUUGUAAAUCCAGAAAAAACAGAUGAUAGUCCAGCUAAAACCAGUUGAAUUUACAUAUGCGUAUGAAGUGAUCAAACACACCACUAAACCAAUAAUCAAUAUUAAGCACAUUCUUGCACAUAUUAAAACAAAUAUUUUGCACUUUUUAUUGCAUUCAUUAAAUAUAACGUGUUAACUGAGAUUGGUUUUACAUAAUAACAUCAAUUUGAGUUGUGAGUAUUUAUCAAGUAUGCUAAUACUUGAAUAAAUUAUUUGGUUUUUACAUUAUAUAAAGUAUAGUCAUUAUACUUUAUUGUAUUUACAAUUUGAUAUAUAUAUAUUAUAAUGUCUAGCAAAGUAAAGAGAAUUGUAUGUGUAUGAGAAUGUGCUUAUUUUACUCAAUGUUAUCUAUUUACAUGUACAGUAAAAAUCGACUGAGGUAUAUCUUCAACAUCAAUAUACGAAUACAAAAUUAAUACUAUGCAAAGUUUUACAAUUAAACUAAUUACAAUUAAAAUUUCUAUCUAAUUGACAUUGAAAUGAUUAUCAUCAUAUAUAUUGUUACCAAUGAUAGUACUGGUGCUGUAAAAAUAUAAAAAUAUUUAUGUAAGAAACUAUAAAUAUCUUGUUGAAGCCUAUUACGUAAUUAACAAUCAGACAAAUAAAAUCUAUCAUUCAUAUUGGAAAUUACAGCGAUAUUGUUAAUAGUUUAUCAGAACAAAGUAAGAAUAACUUGAUGGACAAUAACAAAGAAUGAUUGCAAGGCCAUACAUAAAUACAAAUAAUUUUCUUCUGAUGUCCUCAUAUAGUAACUAACUUUUUGUUUUUAUUUAAAUUACUCUUUUUCUUUUUUUUUUUUUUUUUUUUUUUUUUUCUUACAUACUUCUAUAGUUAAAUGAAUAUAGCAUAUUCUCGUAAAUUUUAUAAAUAUAUUAUUAAGUACAUUUAAUUUUCCAAAGAUUUUACAGCACCAUAUAUUUCAUUAAAUCUAUAAAUCUAAAUAUUUUACAGCAAUGUAAAGAAUUAUGAAAAUCAUAACUUUGCAUACUUUGGAAAACAUAUAAUUUGAUAUGGCCUAAAAAUGGCCUAAAAUCUAUGAUUCCUUCCUGUAAGUACUACUAAGAUAAUAAGAUAAGGUCUUUAAAAAUAAUUUAUAACCAGAAGAAGAAAAUAAGACUAUAUCAUGUAGAGAUGACAUGUGGAACUGAAGUUUCAUCUUUAGCGCAGAUUUAUUUAUAAUGUUUGUCAUUUGUAUCAUGUUCUUUCAUGAUUUCAUCUAUAUGUUGUUGUAAUAUGCACUUGUGGAUAAGGGGUUGAAAUAAAAUUGCAAACGCGUUGCUAGUCAUAUCUUUGGCAUCAUUUAAUUAAAAGUUUUGUUCCAUAUGUCAUACAACAAAUUACAAAUUACCUAAAUUGUAAUAAUAUUGCAAAUAUGGCAUAA
Messenger RNA from Vespa crabro (European hornet), 2347 nucleotides. RefSeq names its product ubiquitin domain-containing protein 1. Gene Ontology annotation, molecular function: protein binding. The record is from RefSeq and is a predicted model, not a curated record. The transcript has 5 exons. The coding region runs from base 253 to 975 and encodes 240 amino acids. Lineage: Eukaryota; Metazoa; Arthropoda; Insecta; Hymenoptera; Vespidae.